Molecule: messenger RNA, 1165 nt
Organism: Lottia gigantea (owl limpet)
Lineage: Eukaryota; Metazoa; Mollusca; Gastropoda; Lottiidae
Exons: 2
Coding region: 189-1082 (297 amino acids)
Source: RefSeq, a predicted model, not a curated record
UGAAGUAAUGUUCGGAAUUAUUUUCUUUGUAAUAUCAUACAAAAAUCAAUUCGGAUUAUUACGUUUUUGAUGAGAUAGAGCAAUGUUGUAUAACUAAGGUGAUUCUCAAUUCGUUUUUUAACAAAUUGUCUUAUUUUUGAAUUAGAAGAGGAACAGCAUACUAUUGAAGAAAAACGGAGAGUGGAAGAAUGGCGCUACGACCAACGAGUGUUGUACAAAUAGCUAAAAUAACUUUUAUCCUGGUCUUAGUGUUGCUCGGAGCUUUUUUAUUCUUUAAUAAUGAACUGAACUACUCGUUAAAACAUAUGCCAAAUGUGUUAUUUAAAACGAUUAACCAUACGAAAAAAUUACAGGCACAGUUUCCGUUAGCUACAUGCAAUAUUGGAGUUAAACUACAGGAAUAUGAAUACUCGGAUAUAACAAAAUGUGUGCAAGGAUACGCCAAGUUGGAGAAAUCGAACAUUAAUUCAGGAAAGAUGGAACAUCAGAGAGUCAUGAUUCACAAACCUUAUUUAACACGAAAUGAUAGUUUAAUGAUUGAGAUAGGUGGCUACAAAGGUGUUGACGUUGAUCGUCUUAGAUCUAAAGGAAUUCGACCAAAAUAUAUCAUGCUGGAACCAGUGCCUUUGUUUUUUGAUUUGCUUGUUAAAAAAUUCAAAAAGGACGAUAAAAUUACAGUCUUAAAUUUUGGACUUGGUUGUGAGGAUAAGAUUUUAACCAUACCAAUACAAACUGAUGCCACGUCGCUAUUCAGACAAGAAAUCCAAAAAGGCACAGAAACGACGGAAAUCAAAAUAAGAAAGUCGAUCGAUUUUUUCGACGAAGUGGGUGUGACUAAGAAAAAUGUUGAUUUAUUACACAUCAAUUGUGAAGGAUGUGAAUUUGAACUCUUAGAAGAUUUGAUCUCGACUGGAUACAUUAAAUAUUUUAAUCACAUUCAAUUUCAAUUUCAUAUGCAUUUACCACAAAUACACAAAGAAGAAUGUCGUUACUGUCAAAUUAUGCAGCUGUUACGUCGAACUCAUACACCGAUGUUUCAAUAUAGACAUACAUGGCAGGCAUGGAAAAAAAAUGAUUUGUAAUUUACACAUGUAUAUAUAUAGUGAGGUGUUACAAAAUAAAACAGUAUUAUGCCUUAUCCAGUAAUAAAGCAAUGAAUAAAUAC